AUGGUUCAUCCGAUCCUACAGAGCAGCUCAAGCGUGCAGAAUGAUACUCCUAACAAGAGCAUAUCAGAUUACGUCAAACCAAUUGUUGGCUUUCUGCCCCGUCUUCAUGCCCUCGUUAUUGGACCAGGCCUUGGUCGUGACCCGUUAACUCAGAAGAUAACAGCCAGUGUGAUCAAAGAGGCAAUUAAACAAAACGUUGCAUUGGUCAUGGAUGCUGAUGCCUUGAUACUUGUUCAAAACGAUCCUAAGCUAGUACACGGCUAUAAAGAGUGUAUAUUGACUCCCAAUGUGGUGGAAUUUGCUCGACUCAGCAAAUCAGUUGGCCUUGACCCCCCAUCGAGCGAGGGCAAGUCCGACUCGGACAAGGAGAAAUCCAGGUCUGAUGCGUGUGAGAAACUAUCUCGUGCGCUGGGCGGUGUUUUAAUUAUCCAAAAAGGACCUCAUGAUGUCAUUUCUAAUGGUGAUGUAUCCAUUAUAUCUGAUGUUGAAGGCGGGAAGAAACGAAGUGGUGGGCAAGGCGAUACCCUUACCGGUUCGCUGGGAACCUUCAUGGCGUGGAGAAAAGCAUAUCAUGACGGGCUUUGGGACGAUGGCUCAACUUCAAGUGCUGAUGAGGGUUCUGGAGAUGAUCCUCAAAUGAUUAAAAAGGAGAUUUACGGUGAUAUCAAUCACGGCAAGAAAAUGUCAAGGAAAACUACGUUGUUAUUGGCUGCUUGGGCAGGCAGCGCUAUUACACGAGAAUGCUCUAGGAGGGCGUUUCUAGCGAAAGGUCGAAGCAUGCAGGCGGGUGACCUGACGGAAGAAGUACAUGAAAGUUUUAUGGAAUUGAUUGGUGAGAGGCAAGAGGACGGAUCGAAGCUGUGA
Messenger RNA from Trichophyton rubrum CBS 118892, 864 nucleotides. RefSeq lists its product as uncharacterized. The record is from RefSeq and is a predicted model, not a curated record. Bases 1 to 864 code for a protein of 287 amino acids. Gene Ontology annotation, biological process: metabolite repair. The transcript has a single exon. Gene Ontology annotation, molecular function: ATP-dependent NAD(P)H-hydrate dehydratase activity. Lineage: Eukaryota; Fungi; Ascomycota; Eurotiomycetes; Onygenales; Arthrodermataceae.